AUGCAGAAGAGAACGGGGCGGACCUUCCCCUGGGAGUCAGUGGAUGACGGUUUACCAUCAACAAACUCGCAGCAGGAAGCUAUUGAGAUUAGGAAGCAAAUGACCGAACUUCUCAGACGUGAAGGAUUCUACCUACACAAAUGGUUAACAAAUGAUCCUGAAGUGUUAGCUACGAUUCCAUCAGAAGAAAGAUCACUGAAAUUGUUAGAGUUGACUGGUGGUAAGCUACCAACCGACCGUGCGUUAGGAUUGAUUUGGGACGCAGAAGAAGAUACCUUGAAAUUCACGGGUCCUGCUGGUACACCUGGGAAAACCAAACGGCAGAUCCUCAGCCAAUCAUUCUCUAUUUGGGAUCCACGUGGGCUGGUACUUCCAUUCUCUUUCAGAGCUAAGAUGUUGUUACAGAAAUUGCAUCGUAAGAAGAUCGAAUGGGAUGAUGAAAUCAAUGAUGAUGAACCGAAGGAAUGGUUCUCGUGGUGUAAAGAAGUAAAAGAAUUGAGCAAUAUCGCGAUCCCAAGGGUCCUUAUGGGUAAGCCCUGUAAAGAUGAGUUCAGAGAUUCAUGUUUUCAGUGAUGCGAGUCAAGAGUCCCAUGGAGCCUGUGCGUAUCUAAGGUGUGAAUUCGAGGAUGGGACGGUCGAGUGUCGACUUAUUGCCGGAAAGGGUAGAGUGGCACCCUUAAAGGUUCAGCAUAAUCAGCAAUAUGAUACCUUACUUCCCAUCGUCCCCUGCACGCAUAAACUAAAAGCUGGAAUUGCCUAUUGAUGGGAGCUUUAAUCGGAGCGAGGUUAGCGGAGACUGUAGUUCAAGAACUGACAAUUGAGAUCAAUGCUGUUGUAUUCUGGAGCGAUUCGACUACGGUACUACAUUGGAUAAAGCAGAUAAGUUCUAGCUACAAAGCUAAUUCGUAGGAAACCGUGUUUCUGAGAUCCAUUCAGUUGUUCAUGAAUUGGAAACCAAGUUGGGAGCAGAUACGGUGAGUUGGAGAUAUAUUCCUACGGAUGUUAAUCCUGCUGAUGACAUCUCUCGUGGGUCAUCACCAAGUGAGUUGACCAUGGAACACCGUUACCUGAGUGGUCCGGAGAUCCUAGCCUGAAGACGGAAAGGGGAAUUGGCCAAUGAAUAAAGUGAACCUCCCAUCAGAAAGGGACACGGAAGAAAGAAAGGAAACCAAGUGGACAGGUACUUUUUAAGAGUAAACACCUUUAAUCAGUUGGAAUCGGUUUUCGUAUCUGAAAAAAGCUAAGACGAGUGAUGGCUUAUGUGCUUUUGUGACCAACUUAAGAAAGAAAACGGACGCGCGUAUGUUUGGACACCUUUCGAUCGGCGAGCUCAAUGUAGCGCAUGAUUUCUUGGUAAAGAAAGUGCAGUCGGAAUCGUUUGAAGAAGAGUUGAAAGUAUUAUAAAAGGGAAGUGACGCCUCGAAACGGAGCAGAUUAAAAGCUAUUGAUCCCAGGAUUGAAAGAGGGUGUUUGGUUGUCGGAGGACGGAUUAAUCGAGCAGCAAUUCCUUACGAAUCGCGACAUCUGGUCAUCUUAGAUCAAAAACAUCAUCUAACACACUUAAUAAUUUAUGAGAUGCAUUGUGAAUACCAUCACCCUCCCACGGAACAUCUGCUGAACUUGAUUCGUCAAAAGUACUGGGUUAUUCACGGACGACAAAUGGUACGAAACCGAAAAUUUAAGUGUGCCUAUUGUCGAAGACAAUCAGUUAAACCACACGUGCAAAAAAUGGGAAAUCUUCCAGCUUGUCGAUUAGAAGCUGGUGUGGUAUUUCAGAACACCGGAGUCGAUUUCGUCGGACCGAUGUUUGUCAAAGAAAAGCAGUCCACCCUCAAAGUUCACGGUUGUCUUUUCAUUUGUAUGGCUACUCGUGCGUGUCAUCUGGAGUUCGUGCAUGACCUUUCUACCGACCAUUUCCUAAUGGCAUUAAAACAUUCAUGGCCAGGCAAGGACGGCCAAAACGAAUCUACAGUGAUAACGGAACAAACUUUGUCGGGGCUGACAACGAGUUAAGAGCCUGCCUUACUCAACUCGAGGAAGAGAAAAUACAUAAUUCGCUGACACUGCAGGGUAUAGAAUGGAAUUUCCAACCACCUUUGUCUCCUCAUUUUGGUGGUGCGUGGGAAAGAUUGGUCCAAUCUACAAAGAGAACCCUGAAAGCUAUCCUGAACGGUUGUUGUAAAGGAGGCGCUCAGAACGGCGUUGGUAGAAGUUGAAGUAAUUUUAAAUAGUAGGCCUAUCACCCAAGUAUCUAGUGAUGCAAGUGACUGGGAGGCACUUAUCCCAAACCAUUUGAUCCUCUUGCGUGCUAAUCCAGCUGUUGCUGAUGUUCAUGUUGAAGAUAAGGAGAUAAACUCUAGGAAAGUGUGGAUACAGUCGCAAGCUUUAGCGAAUUUCUUCUGGAAAAGAUUCAUUACUGAAUACAUUCCAAAUCAAACGAGGAGGAAAAAGUGGACGGAGAAAGCUCGUAGUAUGAAAGUCGGGGAUCUAGUUCUUGUUGCUGAUUCAAAUCAAUCUCGUGGGAUGUGGCCAAUGGGACGAAUAACGGUAGUCUAUCCCAGAGCUGAUAAAGUGGUUAGAGUCGUGGUGGUAAAGACGCCACAGGGAGAAUACAAAAGAUCAGUCUAUAUGAUCAGUCUACUAUGUCUUCUAGAAGAGGUGAACAGCGAUGAUGGUUGUCUCGGUUGUUCCUCGACUGGGGGUGGGGAUGUUCCCGCUUCUGGGGACUGA
Paramuricea clavata is the source of this 2730-nucleotide messenger RNA. NCBI's taxonomy places the organism in Eukaryota, Metazoa, Cnidaria, Anthozoa, Malacalcyonacea, Plexauridae. The record is from the annotation of a GenBank genome assembly.